AUGUCCUCUGCAGGGGGACAGUCACCCAUCUCGCCGGUCACCGCAGCCCACGAACGGUGGUUCGGCAAGUGUACUAUAGACCAAUUAAAGGACAUUGCCCGGCACUUUCGGCUACGGGUAGGAGGUAGAAAGCAAGAGCUGAUAGACCGCCUUGUCAAAUAUGUUAUAGAGAAUCCACAUGCUUGGCAGGAGCUCCAACGUACAGGGGGUAAUUCAGUGUUCGGUCGGGCGCAAGGGGACUACUAUGGCGAGUCGAGUGCCGUUAGGGGGGAUAUGUACUUUAGUCAUGCUGAGAAUGCGGCUAGGACAUUUGGGGCGACUCCGUCCUCGGGCACGACAAAUAGAAGUGGCGGGCUCCCUGGGCACAUGGUGAAGGACCCCGACUUGGAAGAAGUGUUUGAAGCGAUGGAUCCUUUUUGGGAGGCAGCACCUCCAGCGGUCAAUAGUCGGGCGGUGUUGGGGAUGUGGAGGCUGAGUUAUGGGAAGUUCUUUGCCGAGCUUAACGCUAAGCAUGUGAAGGAAUGGCGACGACAAGGGGCGCGGGUGUUCGCCCGGAUGAUACGCUGUCCUGCGAGGAGCCGCAUGAAGCUGUCGAGUGAGCGAAUAACGCACCAGUGGCCGUAUACUCUAGAAGUGCGGAUUAAUAAUAGUGAGGCAGUGAAGAUCGACCCUCCGAAGCACCUCAAAGUGCGCAGGGAUGAGCCUAUUGACAUCACCGCCUGCCUCAGCUCGCACGAGGAGGUGAAUAGAAUAGUGGUAGGGGGCGGUAGUAAACCCGAGGAGUUCGUUCUGGCGUUCGUACUUUGUAUUAGACGAACCGCUGAGGACCUAGUGAAGUCGGUGCCAAUCCUGAGCAGUGUAGAGUGCCGGGAGAGGAUCAGGCGAGUUCUAAAUAGGGAGGGUCUGCAUGAUGACGAGGAUGUGGAGAUAGAGGGGAGUAAGGAGGAGAAGGAGGGCAACACUAGGGUGUUGCCUUUGACGUGUCCAUUGUCGAUGUGCCCGAUGGUAGCACCGGCUAGAGGGAAGCUGUGCACGCAUAUGCAGUGUUUUGAUUUGGAGAUGUUUAUUGGAACUCAACCGAAGAUGUCGGCAUUUAACAACCGGUGGAAGUGCGGUGUGUGUUCUCGUGUGGUGAGGCCAGAGGACUUGGUCGUGGAUGGUUUUGUGUUGGAGGUCAUCAAGGCGACUUCGGAUGCAUCUGGACGGCCGACCUGUGAUUCGGUCCAUCUUGAUAAGAGGACGCUGGAUUGGUCGGUGGAUCCAUCGGACUAUGCAUCGGGUAGUGGGGAGGAGAGUGAGGGAGAGGGCGCAGGAGGAGGAGGAGGACUAUCUAAUACGAAGGAAGAGGAAGAGGAAACCUCGACGACCGUGCCUGCCGAGAGUCAUGGGUCGUCAUCGCACCGUCCACGAGAGAGGGUCAUGGUGGAUUUGAUGGGAAGUUCCUCCUCCUCUUCCUCGAGCGACGAUGAGGCUCCCUUGUUGCCAAAGCCGCGAUAUCCGUUACUGUCGGACUCGUAUCGAGCUCCUAUUGGUGGAGUGAUGCAGCAUGGGUCGCCACCUUCGGUUGAAGAUAUCAUUGCUAGUCGUUUGAAAGAAGGCAGUGGGGGACCGUCCUCGUCUUCGACCUCUGCCUCGUUGGGAAAGGACUGGUAUAUGGAAGAGUAUCCUAUUAUCCCUCCAACUACAGCGAACGGCGUGCCGCCCCCCUCUGGGAUGAUGGAUGGUCAUCGUUAUCUGUCUAGUGGAGUGUUGCCGUCCUCAAGGAGAGGGGACCAGCAACAGUAUAGCGAAGCGUUGCUGAGGCAAGCGUAUAGGCCUUAUGAGGAGAGGGAGAGGGAUCGGAGUAGGAAGAGGAGGUUGAGGCUGGCCGAGAUGGAUGAAGACAGCAAGAAAUCGAGACGAAGGAAGCGUCAUGCACGGGGUGUGGUACCUCGAGGGCCUAUUGGUAAGGUCCUUGAGGGGGGACUCAUUGACCUGUGCGAUAGUGACUGAGGAGGAGGAGGAGGUUCGUGUUGCGAAUCUUGCUCACUUGCAUUUCCUCAACGGUCGUAGGAAGUCGUUGGAAUAUUGUGCAGUGGAAACUAUUUGUAUUAUUGGAAGUUCAAUAGGCGGUAACGCCAGGUACGUAAGCUCU
Perkinsus marinus ATCC 50983 is the source of this 2134-nucleotide messenger RNA. Its product is annotated as sumo ligase, putative. Gene Ontology annotation, biological process: protein sumoylation. Bases 1 to 1992 code for a protein of 663 amino acids. The transcript has 16 exons. Gene Ontology annotation, molecular function: SUMO ligase activity; zinc ion binding. The record is from RefSeq and is a predicted model, not a curated record. Lineage: Eukaryota; Perkinsozoa; Perkinsida; Perkinsidae.